UGUGUGGGAGGAAGGAAGGAUAAAAGGACUGUUACGUCUCCAGUUACACUGCACUCUCUCAGGUUUUCAGACUCAAACAGCAGUAGAAACCAGAGCACAACCAGCAUUUUACCAUCUGAAUCCCCCAGAAGCAAAAGCAUGGUUUUUGUACGUGUUCUCCUGUUGGUGGCUCUAAGUCACGGGGCGCGAGGCUCUCUGCGGGAAAAACAGACUGACUUUGGCCUGAAGGUCUUCUCUCAGCUGGCCCAGGGUUCUGUGCACCAGAACUUGGUCUUCUCCCCAUAUGGUGUGACCAGCGUCAUGGCAAUGGCCCAGCUCGGUGCAAAUGGGAACACACUCAAGGCCCUGACCACUACUCUGGGCUUUUCUCUGCACGAGCGGGGGGUGCCUAAGCAGCAGCGGCACAUGCAGAUGGAUCUGGCCAGUGAAGAGGGGAUGAAGAUCGCCAGCGGGGUGAUGGUGGAGAGAAAGAUGAGCUUAGAGAAGAGAUAUCGUCGAGCCCUGGCCAAGAGCUUCCAAACCCAUCCCCAUCAAGUGGACUUCACUGAGCCGGACCAGGCUAUCAGAGUGAUUAAUGCAUGGGUUUCGGAUCACACUGCAGGUGCUAUUCCUGAGUUCUUGUCAUCUGGAAGUCUAGAUGCUGAGACACGAUUGGUCUUCCUAAAUGCUCUCUACUUCAAUCAGCUCUGGAAGGUUUCUUUUGACCCCAAACUGACCCAGGAGAGGAUGUUCCACUGUGCAAAUGGAAGUAAUUUGCCUGUGCGCAUGAUGAAACUCACUGAUUACUUCAACUACGGGGAGUUUGUGAGUUCUGAUGGGGUGGACUAUGAUGUGAUUGAGAUACCAUAUGAAAAGGACUCGAUGAGCAUACUUCUGGUGUCGCCCUUUGAAGCCGAGGUUCCUUUGAGCGCACUCAUUGCUGAUCUGAGCAGCCGGAGGAUUCAGCAGUGGAGGUCAGAAAUGAGGAAGGUCAGGAGAGAGCUGAUGGUGCCAAGGUUUUCUCUAAACUCUGAAGUGGAUCUGAAGGCUGCUUUGAUCAAAAUGGGACUUGGAGACAUGUUCAGCUUGGGUACCGCUAACUUCACACAUAUAACACCCAAUGAGAGGCUGUGUGUGUCAAAGGUCCUGCAGAGAGUGAAGAUCGAAGUGAAUGAGCAAGGAACAAAUGGAGCAUCGGCUACAGCUGCUAUCAUGUUCUCCCGUAUGGCGGUGCAACAGAUCAGUCUGGACCGACCCUUCCUCUUCCUUAUUCAGCACCAGAACACCGGUGCAGUUCUGUUCAUGGGUCAGUUCAACCACCCUCCUCAACAAUAAUCCAAGCUUUAACCUAAGUGCAUGUGACCCAGACGUGUUUGAUCCAAGUGUGUGUGAGAAUGUACCCCAGAUGAAAUAUACCUGAUGACUGGGCUGGACUGGUACCUGGACUGACUGAGAGACUUCAUAUGUUGUUUUUUUAUUUAUUUAUUUAAAUGUAUGUAGUUCAAAGACUGUUCAUUCACCUGUGUUGUUUUUAUUUUGUUGUUCUUUAAAUGUAUAUUUCUAAUAAAGCUUUAUUAUUUAAAUGUCA
This is a messenger RNA of Nothobranchius furzeri (turquoise killifish), 1567 nucleotides long. It is a transcript of the gene serpine1, whose product is annotated as serpin peptidase inhibitor, clade E (nexin, plasminogen activator inhibitor type 1), member 1. Gene Ontology annotation, biological process: negative regulation of plasminogen activation; negative regulation of vascular wound healing. The record is from RefSeq and is a predicted model, not a curated record. Lineage: Eukaryota; Metazoa; Chordata; Actinopteri; Cyprinodontiformes; Nothobranchiidae. Gene Ontology annotation, molecular function: serine-type endopeptidase inhibitor activity.